UGGGAAAGCAAAUUUCACGUAGAAAUAAAACAAAUAACUUAAAGUAACCCUUAAAGUAUACGCUAUCCUCAAACCUCAAAGCCGUAUUAUGGACCGUUUGCUUCGUCUCGGUGGCGCUAUGCCACAAGCCGCCCCACCAACAGAUGCUCCCGUGGUGGACACCGCCGAACAGGUCUACAUCUCUUCGCUGGCGCUGUUGAAAAUGCUGAAGCACGGGCGUGCCGGUGUCCCCAUGGAAGUGAUGGGUCUGAUGCUGGGCGAGUUCGUGGAUGACUACACUGUGCAGGUCAUUGAUGUGUUUGCCAUGCCCCAGACUGGCACCGGAGUGUCCGUGGAGGCUGUGGAUCCCGUUUUCCAGGCCAAGAUGCUGGACAUGCUGAAACAGACAGGUCGCCCGGAGAUGGUUGUGGGCUGGUAUCACUCGCAUCCUGGCUUCGGCUGCUGGUUGUCCGGCGUGGACAUAAAUACCCAGCAGUCCUUCGAGGCGCUCUCCGAGCGCGCCGUGGCCGUUGUCGUCGAUCCCAUACAGUCCGUUAAGGGCAAAGUGGUCAUUGAUGCAUUCCGCCUAAUAAACCCGAAUAUGCUGGUGCUGGGCCAGGAGCCGCGCCAGACUACCUCCAACCUUGGACAUUUGCAGAAGCCUUCCGUGCAGGCACUGAUACACGGACUCAACCGUCACUACUACUCAAUUAGCAUCAACUAUCGCAAGAACGAGCUGGAGCAGAAGAUGCUCUUAAACUUGCAUAAAAAGUCGUGGAAGGAUGGUCUGACACUUUCAGACUACAACGAUCAUUGCUCCAUAAACGAGGAUACUGUCGCAGAGAUGCUCGAUCUGGCCAAGAACUACAACAAGUCCCUUGAAGACGAGGAGAAAAUGACUCCGGAACAGCUGGCAAUCAAAAACGUUGGCAAACAGGAUCCCAAACGGCAUUUGGAGGAGAAGGUGGACAAGGUCAUGCAGAACAAUAUUGUGCAGUGCCUAGGAGCCAUGCUGGAUACCAUAGUCUUUAAAUAAAUGUUCCAUUUGUCUCUUCUUAUCUUCUCCCCCACCCCAACCAACUAAGCUAUCGUAAUAACAAAGAAAUAAACUGAUUUAAAAGUG
Drosophila persimilis is the source of this 1102-nucleotide messenger RNA. RefSeq names its product 26S proteasome non-ATPase regulatory subunit 14 (gene Rpn11). Gene Ontology annotation, molecular function: proteasome binding; protein binding; metallopeptidase activity. NCBI's taxonomy places the organism in Eukaryota, Metazoa, Arthropoda, Insecta, Diptera, Drosophilidae. Gene Ontology annotation, biological process: proteasome-mediated ubiquitin-dependent protein catabolic process; protein deubiquitination. The record is from RefSeq and is a predicted model, not a curated record. Bases 89 to 1015 code for a protein of 308 amino acids. The transcript has 3 exons. Gene Ontology annotation, cellular component: proteasome regulatory particle, lid subcomplex.